AUGGCCACAACACACGCCAAAAACAGCCUCACGCCGCCUCAACCUUCCCAUGCUGAUUCACCCUCACCUGCCUCUUCCCAGCCCACAGCUGCUUCCUGCCAUCCCCUGUCUCGCCCCACUACUCCCCACCCGUCAACGCUCACCGCGUACGGAGCACAAGCAGGAGCAGCAGCACCACCAGGCGCACAACCGGGCGCGUCUCACAAGUCACUGCGCUCUGCCCUGUCUGCUGCCCUUGCUCACAACCGCAUGAUACUGCAGCGGCAUAGCAUGCGCAUGCUCGCGCACUCGCAAACCUCGUACCGACCAGACCAACCGUUCAGCCUCAAGAGAAGCUGUUGGGAGGGGCAUGGUGGGGGGUAUGGGGAGCAUGGGCAUGGUGGGGGGAAUCGUGGGAGCAAUGCAGACAGUGGGGAGCAUGCUGAGGCUAGGGAUGAGGAGGGAAGCUACACGGUGCUGAAUUAUGGAGGGGGUUAUGGUGGGGGCCACGGCGAGGGGCAUGAUGAGGGGUAUGGGGUUGAAGAGGGGAGUUUCGAGGUGGUGAAAGACAGUGUUGGCAGCAGCACUAGGAGUGAAACCGUGUUGACAGUGCAGGAGCGGUUGCAGGCUGAACGGGACGUGCAGCAGGUGCGGUUGAGGGCGGAAUGGGACAGGCAAGCGCGUGGAAACCAUACCAAUCACAACAGCAACAGCAAUGGCGGCUGUAAGCAGGAGGCUAAAGAGGAGGCGCCGGUCGAUGCAUCACCGCCGUUGGGUGCGGCUGCUACUGCCGAUUCUUUCGAGAAUCCUCCAACGCAGCACCUCCAGUAUACCGGCACGCCGGAUGCUCUUCAGUGCGACCUACAGCAGCAGCACUUCGCACUUGCUUCCUCUGAUGCGGAAAUGGCCUGGCAGGGUGUCAUGCCGAGCUGUGAGGGUACUGCAGAAUGGGGGUUCAAGGUGCCUUGA
Messenger RNA from Closterium sp. Yama58-4, 948 nucleotides. Lineage: Eukaryota; Viridiplantae; Streptophyta; Zygnematophyceae; Desmidiales; Closteriaceae. The record is from the annotation of a GenBank genome assembly.